This is a messenger RNA of Daphnia pulex (common water flea), 1744 nucleotides long. Its product is annotated as tRNA (guanine(10)-N2)-methyltransferase homolog. Bases 682 to 1359 code for a protein of 225 amino acids. Lineage: Eukaryota; Metazoa; Arthropoda; Branchiopoda; Diplostraca; Daphniidae. The transcript is spliced from 10 exons. Gene Ontology annotation, molecular function: nucleic acid binding. Gene Ontology annotation, cellular component: cytoplasm. The record is from RefSeq and is a predicted model, not a curated record. Gene Ontology annotation, biological process: methylation.
AAUAAGCACAACUAAAUAAUAAUUCUACAGAAAUGUGGUCGUCUUGUGUGCUUCGUGGUGUCGACUAGUGUCGAGGUUCUCCCUGCUCUUCCCUCCAUGCUGUUUGGCAGAUUUUAUGCCUGAACCAACCAUCGUAACAACACAAUAUUCAAGAUUUGCUUGUCAUGAUAUUGACCUGCCGUCAGCAACAAUCUUAGUAUCAUCACCUGGAUACACAGCAUCCCUUUUGAUUGGAGAAACUAUUAACGAUUUCAGUCGAGGUACGGAUCUCUUCUUCACCUUUCGUUAAAUUCCCUCUGUCCUCGUGUACGCCCAUGUGAGUGUGGGUGUAUUAUCACGAGUCUGAGGCUCUUUUUCCCAACCCGCCUGGUGGAUUCAACUUUGAUGGAUGAAGCACCUGUGGAUGCCAGGCCAUAUUUCCCAGGCAUAAAGGAAUAACGACUGCUGAUCAGUGUUGGUGUCCAGGCUCAAGGCUCUGCCUGAUAUCCCCUCCAUGCUGUUUGGCAGAUAAACAGCAUCCAGUUAGAUUGGAGAAACUACCGAUGUCGGUAGAACUUACGGAUCUCUUCUUUCCCUUUCGUCAAAUCUAGUCUGUCCUCGUGUACGCCCAUGUGAGUGUGGGUGUAUUCACGAGGAACCCCUUUCUCCUAUUCCGCCUGAUGUAAUUCAACUUAUCAGCGGAUGGAUGGAGCACUUGUGGAUGCCUGGCCGAAUUUCCCAGGCAUAAAGAAACGCCAGCCAAAUGAAGACAUCAAGGGAAACCUAAAGACUUAUAACCUUUUUUCACGCUAUUUGGAUGUCUUCGUGGGUGACGCAUCAACGCCCGUUUGGAGGUCGAAUUUCCGUUUCGACUCCAUCAUAACUGAUCCUCCUUAUGGAAUUCGUGAAUCAACCUAUAAAGUGGGUAGCAAGAAAAUCGCCCCUAUUCCGGAUGAGAUGCUGUCGACACAUUUUCCUUCUAAAACUCAGUACGGUUUAGGCGACAUCUAUAAAGAUCUUCUUAAUUUUGCCGCCAAUAGUCUCAAACUGCAUGGCCGACUGGUUUUUUGGAUUCCAAUCAUACGAAUGGAGUAUGAUCCAGACCUCCUACCUGAACAUCCUUGUUUGGAAACUAUAGCCAACAGUGAGCAGAUCCUAAAUUUGCAUUCCAGCCGUCGAUUAAUAACUAUGCAAAAGAUUAUGGAACCAAAGGAGGCUGAAGAUUCAGCAAUAAUCCACAACCUACAGUACACAUUUCGACACAAGUUCUUCAAUACCAGCGAAAUCAAAGGACAUGGAAAGGAAGACGAAAGUGCGCGAAAUCUAACGAAAAGAAGCAAACGGGGAAACGGAAUAGCAAAAUUGCCAUGUGAUAAGUAACCUAACAGUUUUUGAAUAUGCAAUACAAUACACAAGUGGCGUCAUCUUCUUGGGCAGUCUAACAUCGCCGACUUUGAUAGGCGAAAUGAAAUCACAGAAAAUGUUUUCGGCUUGAAAUUGUGGAGAACUAAGUUCUAAAAGGUUGGAAAUGAAAACUGAAAAGAUGUAACUAGAAAAGACAAGAGGCUACUGUUGAAACCUGUCAUCAACGACUCUACCGGCAUCGAAGACCAAAUAAACUUUGUCACAAUGGAGGCAGCACUCGCAGAAGAAAGAAUUUUUCUGUAUCUGUCGCUAACCGUACGAUUAUUCCGAGUUGCAUGCAUGUUCACUGUCUUGGCGUUCUGUAUGAGUCGAUCGAAAGUACACGUUAUUUACACACGUC